AUGUACUCCACUUUCUCUGCCAACUUCGACACUGACGCCCGCGAGAGGUCAGCGUCAGCCACGCCGGUGACAGCUCCACGCCCCAAGCGGAAUCAGGUGGCUCGCGCGUGUGACUGGUGUCGGCUCAAUCGGGUGAGAUGCGACGACAAGCAGCCAUGUCAAAACUGCCUGAGUCGAGGAGGCCAUUGCAGUAACACAAAGCCACAGGAGGCUACCUCGCUCCCGGCGGCAAACCGGGAGAUGCAACGCCUGCGAAAUAAAGUCAAGGACCUGCAAGAGCAGAUUUCGAAACUCAAAGAUGAUGCGGAAAUUCAAGCUCAGGCAGGUUCCUUGACGCCGCCGUCGUCGGAUGCCAACCAUAGUUCGUUCGACUUUGGGGAACUCGCCAAUACUACAGAAGGUUGGCAAGGCCUCCAAGAGACCGGUCAGAUUUAUUACGGUCCCUUGUCGUCCUCAUAUUUUGUGACUCGAAUCACUCGUUAUCUCUCCCAGGCGCUCAAUCAGCCAAUUGACAAUGCGAAAUUAGAAGCGUGCAUGGCACGCUUUCAUUAUAAUCCCCCAACCCAUCAACCCUCGCGAUGGGAUUCAAGCUCUGCCAGUCAGGCGGAUCAGAGCCCAGACGGAAGUGAGGAGGCCGAGGAUUUGACCCGGUCGCAAGAGGAGCACUUCCUUAAUCUGCUCUGGCAGUCUUUUCACUGUGUCUAUCCCGUUCUCUCCGAAUCAGAAUUCCAGCAAUACUAUGACUCGUUAUGGUCCAGUCCAACCUCGGAUGGAAAUUCUACCCGGAAGCCAUCCGCGUUGGUCGACGUACUCUUGGCAGUCUGUAUGCAAUACAGCAGCACCUUUUUCGUUGGCGGAGACGAUCAAGAGGGAGAUUCACAUGCUGGCUGGCAGGCCAAGAAUGCCAAUCGCGUCAGUCGAGCUUUCUAUCAGAGGGCUCAAAGGCUUUUGCAAAGUGAACUCGAGAAUCCAGGCAUGGUAGUGGUGCAGAGCCACAUAUACUCGAUUGUGUAUCUGUACAACACCUCCCUCCUGAAUACGGCACAUAUCAACUUGGGUGCUACGCUGCGUAUUGCCCAUGCGGUGCGUCUGCACAUCCGUCCCCUGGAUGGCAUCUCUCCCGCAGAGCAGGAGCUACAUCGCCGAAUUUGGUGGACCCUAUAUCGGAUUGAUAGCCAACUUUCGAUGACCUUGGGCCGUCCUCCACUUAUUCAGCUGUCCCAUGUCAGCUGCGGGCUACCUGGAGAUUCUCGCGAGCACGCACGUCUAUCUGGCACAGUCCUCCUCUCAAAUGACGAGGACAUCAGCUGGCUUAGCUUCCAUGUCCAAUGUACGAAACUGACUUUUCUUGUCCAGGGCGUGCAGGCGGCAUUCCAGCGGAAGUGUUCUCAGCUGUUGAAUGGAGAUAAAUCCAAGGACAUUUAUGACGACCCGCGCCUCCUGGAAAGCUUAGCUGAGUUCCUUGGAAGAGAGAUGACGGCCAUUCACAAUUGGGUUCAAAAUGUGCCACAGGCUCUUUGCAAUGCUCGCAAGGGCACAGGAGAGCCCUUCUCCACCAACCGCGCUGCACUCAAUCUAUCCCUGUAUAGUCCUCUCUGGCUUCAGCGCCAACGCAUCUUGCUCGAGCUUCACUAUCAUCAUCUUUUGAUCUCGACAUUGCGUUCUUUCAUGAGAUUUCCUCCUGUCAGCUCUUCUAUCACCCCACAGACCGAUGGGUUUAAUAUUUCGUGUCUGAACCACGCCAUGGCAAUCACCAGUAUCCUAAACCAAGUUCUGUCCGAGACAGACCUCCUGCGCGGCUGGUCGCUCAUUUUCCAAUACCAAUGGGAUGCCAUUCUGUGCACCCUUGGUUUUGUACUCGCAAACGCUCUCUGCCCUCCAACUCCUUCCGCCCGCAAGUCCCUGCAGACCGCCAUCAGCACACUGGAACUAGUCAGCGAUCAUUUCCUAGCAGCGAAGAACGCGGCCCAAGUUGUCCGCGAAGUCAGCUGUCAGGCCGAUCGCCUCAUUGACCAUGUCCAGCAAGGCUUAUCGCGACGACAAGGCCCACGUGGCAGCCAAUCAUUGAUUACUUUGGGCCAGAAUGGCAAGGCAUCGUCCAACCAAGCAUCCUUCUCAACACCGGGGCAACAAGGUCAGUCUUCCGCUGUCAAGUGGGCCCUGCCACCCACAACGAUGGAAGUAUCGCCCCAUCAGUCAAUGACAAGCUUCGAAGCCCGCGUGCAGCUGUUGGAUAUGAUGCCUAUUGGCUCGUUGCCCGAACUGUCGCCUACAAUGGGUACGACCGAGUCUCUGUCGGGCGUCAUGCCGUCGGUCACAUCCGCUGAUCUGGUGGCCGGCACUGAAGCCCAGUGGAUGCAUGCCAGUGCAAUGAUUCUAGACUCGUGGACUACCAAUCCUUGA
Molecule: messenger RNA, 2403 nt
Organism: Penicillium nucicola
Lineage: Eukaryota; Fungi; Ascomycota; Eurotiomycetes; Eurotiales; Aspergillaceae
Product: Zn(II)2Cys6 transcription factor
Exons: 2
Coding region: 1-2403 (800 amino acids)
Biological process (GO): DNA-templated transcription; positive regulation of transcription from RNA polymerase II promoter by galactose
Cellular component (GO): nucleus
Molecular function (GO): RNA polymerase II cis-regulatory region sequence-specific DNA binding; zinc ion binding; DNA-binding transcription factor activity, RNA polymerase II-specific
Source: RefSeq, a predicted model, not a curated record